AUGGAUUCUAUGAAGGGUUAUCUAUAUAAGUGGACAAACUACUUGAAAGGAUAUCAGAAGCGUUGGUUUGUGCUGCAGAAUGGUUUGGUAUCAUACUACAGAAAUCAAGCAGAAAUGGCUCACACAUGUCGUGGCACUAUCAACCUUGCUAAUGCCAUUGUGAAAAGCACAGGGUCUACUACGUUUGUCAUUUCCAAUAGUAGUACACAAACUUUUCAUCUGAAGGCAAAUUCUGAAAGUGAGCAGAAGAAAUGGGUAUCCGCCCUUAGUUCUGCUAAAGCAAAAGCAGUGGCUUUAAGAAAACAAGGCGAAGAUUCAGAUAUUUAUCCUGAUGGUUAUGAAGAUGAUGAUGAUUACAAAACGUCGACUAGUGAUGAAGAUGGCAUUCGACUUAUUAAUGAUGCACUUAUCAAACUUGAGGCUCAUGUAUCUGAUCUUGAACGUCAUCAGAAUACAGUAAAUCGAAAGGGGGAAGAAUUACAACGUUCCAUUAGUGAUGUAGAAUCUGCUCGUGAUCCUACUGAAUUAUUACAACGCUUCAAUUUGGCUCGUGAACGUGCUACAGUUUUCAAAGUUGCUAGUUUGGCAAUGGUUAAUUCAUGUUCUGAAUUUACUCAUUAUACUCGUGGUCAAAUUGGACGAUGGCAACGGAUAUUUCAUAAUCAAGGUGAACGUUGUGCUUUACUUGAACAAAUGAUUGAACAACUUGCUAAACAAUUACGUCAAUUAGAAUGUUUAACAAAACAGAAUAAUCCACAGUCGACAGUAACACUUGGUUCUACAAGUGGAUCGUUCAACUCAACUCUGAAUAACAAAACUAUUUCCCGACCUCCUGGUCAGGCAGUACGUGUACAACACAUCUCUUCUCAUGGUGAAACAUCUCGUGCAGAAGAAAACACCGUCAUUACACCUAAAAUUGCUCAAGACACCAAACGCUUAAUGUUAAUCAAAAGAGCUCAGAUGUUAGCCCCACUAAAACCAUCAUCACCACAUCAUUCAACUCAGUCUAAAGAACUUUCACAUCAACAUGUCUCUUCAAAUCGUCCUAUCGAUUAUAGUUCUGAUGAGGACUUCUUUGAUGCUGAAGAGGCUAAUUCUGAAUUUUCAAUAACAUUUCCAGAUCUUUCAAUAAAUACUUCAAAAAAUAAUGAAAAUAAAGAUUCGCGUAAAGGUGGUAGAAAUUACUCUGAUACUAAAUCGAAUGAGCAUCAUACAAGUCUUGGCGGUUCUCAAGAUGAUGAUUCUUUAGUACCUACAGGUUCUGAAAUGGCUGAUGAAUCGGAGUCUGAUGUGAGUUUCACCGAUGAUGAAGGCGAUGACUAUAGUGAUCGAAAUUCACCAGCAAAUCAAUUCGCAAAACUACGUGAAGCACGGGUUAUUCAACCACGUGGAAGAAGAUGUGAAAGUCGAACAGGUACUUUAGUUUCAACCGGUGAUGGUCAAAUGUCACAGGAUAUUACUUCAUCAGAUGAUAAAACGAAUAAUCCGGCCAAUUCACAGACUGGUGAACUGCUUCCUGUGAUUACAAAACGCUCACCGAUUAUCAGAAGACUUUCUAUCCCUCCAAAACCGAAUAUCAGUUUGAAUUUAUGGAGUAUCAUGAAGAAUUGUAUCGGCAAAGAGUUGACUAAAAUUCCUAUGCCUGUUAAUUUCAGUGAACCAUUGUCAAUGCUUCAACGUUUAACAGAAGACUUUGAAUAUUCUUCAUGUUUGGAUCGUGCUGCUGCCUGUCAAGAUUCAUUAGAACAAAUGGCUUAUGUUGCGGCAUUCACUGUCUCUGCUUAUGCUACAACUGCAGUGCGUACAAAUAAACCAUUUAAUCCUUUAUUGGGUGAAACCUAUGAGUGUGAUAGAACCGAUGAUCUUGGUUGGCGGUCGCUAGCUGAACAGGUCAGUCAUCAUCCACCAGCUUGUGCUUUACACUGCGAGAGUAAUGCUUGGUAUUGUUGGUUCGAAUUCUCUAUGACAACAAAAUUCCGUGGUAAAUACCUACAGAUUAAUCCAGUCGGUACAUGUCAUCUGGUGUUUCGUCGAACAGGACAUCAUUAUACAUGGCAAAAAAUUCCUAUGACAGUGCAUAAUAUCAUUGUUGGCCGAUUAUGGAUUGAUAACAGCGGGGAAAUGGAUAUCAUCAAUCAUAAUACAGGUGAAAAAUGUCAUCUAUCCUAUAAACCGUAUUCAUAUUUCUCUAGUGAAAAACCUCGUCGGGUAACUGGUGCUGUUCUGGACAAGUCUGGCGCUGUUCGAUACGUGCUAAACGGCACUUGGGAUGAUUCACUUGAAUAUGCACCUGUAGUGACUGCUAGACAAACACGCAAUGGAAAACCAGUACUAGAAACUGGUCCUGCAUUACUUUUAUGGCAAAGUAAUCCCUUACCGCCAGAUGCAGAACGUAUGUACUAUUUCACACGUUUAGCUUUGCAGUUGAAUGAACCGGAAGAAGGUGUAUGCCCUACAGACUGCCGUUUACGACCUGAUCAGCGUCUUAUGGAAGUUGGUCGUUGGGAUGAAGCCAACAGAUCAAAAGUACAACUUGAAGAGAUACAGCGGCAGAGGAGACGUCAAAUGGCUGCUAAAUUGGCUGAACAGUCACUUUCUUCUAGUGGAAAUGAAGCUGGAGUGAAUAGUACUCAUGGAAAAUCUAUAGAUUCGGACAGCUAUCAAUCAACACCAACUGCCAGUAGUUUUCUUGAUAUUGUUGACAGUCAGCAUAAACCGCUAUGGUUUACAAAAGAAAUUGAUCCAGCCACAAAGAAAGAAACUUACAUUUUUAAUGGAAAAUAUUGGGAGCAUAAAUUAACCAACGACUGGUCAAUGUGUCCUAACAUAUAUUCAUGA
Trichobilharzia regenti is the source of this 2838-nucleotide messenger RNA. Lineage: Eukaryota; Metazoa; Platyhelminthes; Trematoda; Strigeidida; Schistosomatidae. The record is from the annotation of a GenBank genome assembly.